Messenger RNA from Phalacrocorax carbo (great cormorant), 7289 nucleotides. The record is from RefSeq and is a predicted model, not a curated record. Lineage: Eukaryota; Metazoa; Chordata; Aves; Suliformes; Phalacrocoracidae.
CUCAGAGGCGAGGCGGAGGGGCGAGGGGUGCCAUGGCGGAGGCGCGGCGGGGGGCCGAGCGGGGCUGGUACCUGUCCGCCCGCCGGCAGCGAGAGGAGGAGGAGGACGAGGAUGAGGAUGGAGAGUCCGCCCCGCUGCUGCCGCCGCUGCCGGGCAGCGUGCGUAACCCUCCAAAUCGUGGCUCGUCCUUUGGUUUCUCAGUAUUUAAUUUAAUGAAUGCAAUCAUGGGAAGUGGCAUACUUGGCUUAUCCUAUGCUAUGGCCAACACAGGGAUCAUGGGGUUUAGUAUCUUGUUGCUGAUUGUUGCCAGCCUUGCUUCUUACUCUGUAUUUCUUCUGCUCAGUAUGUGCACUCAGACUGCUGUCACUUCUUAUGAAGACCUUGGUCUGUUUGCAUUUGGAUCAGCUGGAAAGGUCCUUGUUGCAACUACAAUAAUUAUCCAGAAUAUUGGAGCUAUGUCAUCUUAUCUUUUAAUUGUUAAAUCUGAACUUCCUGGUGCUGUUGCGGGGUUCUUAAGUGGAGACGAGAGUGGGUCUUGGUACCUUGAUGGGAGGCUGCUGCUGCUGAUUACUUCAGUCUGCAUUGUUUUUCCUCUUGCGCUUCUUCCUAAAAUUGGCUUUCUUGGCUACACAAGUAGUUUAUCAUUUUUCUUUAUGGUGUACUUUGCUCUUGUGAUUAUGAUUAAAAAAUGGUCAAUCCCUUGUCCUCUACCUCUAAGUAGCACCACAGAGACUUUACAGGUUUCAAAUUCUACUGGGGAUUGUAAAGCAAAGUUCUUUCAUCUUUCAAAAGAGAGUGCUUAUGCAAUACCAACUAUGGCCUUCUCUUUUCUCUGCCAUACCUCAGUCUUACCCAUCUAUUGUGAGCUCCGAAGUCCAUCCAAAAGUAGAAUGCAGAAUGUAACUGUGACAGGAAUUGGUCUGAGUUUCCUAAUUUACUUUAUGUCUGCUCUGUUUGGGUACCUGACAUUUUAUGACAAAGUGGACUCUGAAUUGCUACAAGGUUACAGCAAGUACCUGCCGCAUGAUAUUCUCAUCAUGACUGUUAAAGUAGCCAUACUGUUUGCUGUGCUUUUGACAGUCCCUCUAAUCCAUUUCCCAGCAAGGAAAGCUGUGUUGAUGGUAUUCUUCUCUCAUCUUCCUGUGUCGUGGAUUUGCCAUAUCCUUGUCACUUUAACACUGAAUACAAUUGUUGUAUUGUUUGCAAUGUACGUGCCAGACAUUAAAAAUUUAUUUGGAGUAGUUGGUUCUACCACGUCAACAUGUUUGCUUUUUGUAUAUCCUGGACUAUUUUAUCUUAAACUUAGCAGAGAGGACUUCUUAUCACCACAGAAAAUUGGGGCAUGUGCCCUGGUUAUUUUUGGCAUUUGUGUUGGCCUUCUCAGUUUAGUUCUAAUAAUUUUCAAUUGGAUUAAUCAAUAACAGCCUGUCACUGUCUGACUGAACUUCAGAAGGACAGCAAGAACCAGAGAUGUGUCAAAACUACUGACAUGAACGCUGGACGUCCUGAAGAAAACACUGACCAAAGCUGUCUGUGGAAGCAAUAAUGCUCUUUUUCACUGCGUUACCAAUGUUCCUUCCUUAAUCUUGAGUCACUCUCCUCAGUUAUUGUACAACUAGUCUUUGCCAUUCUAAAAUAUUAGUUUUUAAUGAUGUAAUUCUGACAGGUAAAAAGAUCUCUUCAGAAUUUUGCAAUGCAAAAAAUGGUUUAGUGCACAUGGUGAACAACAGCAGAGCCUUGAAAUAACUUCUCUUUUAAAGACAAUGAGAUGGAUAGAUAUUACAUCGAUCACGAUGUGUGUGUCAUGACGUGUGUAGUUACGAUAACACACACAUUCUCCUAAACAGUGAAAGACUUCUGUGACUUGAAUAACUUCCAAAAUUUCAGCCAGUUCAUAUUAGGAACUUCCUGAUUCCAAAUGUUUACCCUAAUUUAUCCUAACAUGGAUCCAGAAAACAGCUGCCUUAGCCCAGUUUAAUGGGCACUUCGUGAUAGUAUUUGUUAAUUGUUUUUAUAAUACAGUUCUUAUACCUCAGUGUACUUGAAUCAUACUGAAGUAAUUUUUAAAUUAGAACGCUUUGCCCAUCUAGCAUAACAGCUUUUAGUGGUGUUAGGAAGUAUUUCCAUUUUGCAGUUAAUAAUAAUAGACAUUUUUCAAUUAAUAUCUACUUUUGAAUAUUACUCAGUGUACCUCAGUAUUCUUCCCACUGAAAGACUUUUUUCUUUUUCUCUUCUCAUUCCCAUUUUUACAAGUGUUUAAACUGGAAGUAGAGUGCUUCUAUAUUUUAUGUACUGUUGUGUGUCAGAGAAGGUUUUGGCUUGAAAGGUGAAAUUCUGCCUCUGUUGGAGAGAAAGGAAAUUUUACGUUUACAGAACCCUAAUUUUAUCUCGGAUCUUUAUAAACUUCCACAUACCCUUUUGUAAUUCCUCUUCUUUUUUUUUCUUUCUAAAUGAAAUGUGAAUGCAAUUUUCAACACCAGCUGGGCUCUGUUAAAUAUGGCAUUGAGUGCCCACCACCAAAGUUCCUCAUAUUAGUAGAAUGAAAGCAGUGGCUGAUAUUGUGGUAAGGUUUUUAAAAUUUGUUUCUAUCAGAUGGGAUCUCAUGUCUUUAAAAUAGCCUAAUCUCUUCAGAGACUUCAUGCCCUAAGGAAGCUGAGCCUCUGCAGAAAUGGCUUCUGUAGAGUUAAGAAAUUAGACCUCAGCCUCAAAUGGCAAGAUUUAGAGAGAGUGGGAAAGUUCUUCAUUAUUUCCAGAUGCAGUAUUUCUUUUAAUUCAGCUUAGCACUUUUACAUCUGAGAGAUGGAAUAAGACACAAGUGAAUCAUAGCAAAGUAAUACAUUUAUGUAAUACAAAAGCAGCUGGUAAGUGACAUUUUUUCUGUCCAUAAGUUGCACAGUUAGCAAAUUAGUUGGCUGUUGCUAGAAAGUCCUACUGAGAUGGUUCUGUUAAUAUGUUGACUCAGGUUUUAUCAGUUGAAAUAGGGGAGGUACCCCAGUACCUGGCAUUUCUAACCUCUUAGCAGUGGGUCUGUGCUAUUAGCCUUUUUAAUUAAGUCACACUGGAUUUGGAAAGCACUGAUUGGUGUGCCAACUUUAACAAAACCCUGACUGAAUGUGCUCGAUCCUCACCUGUCUAAUAGGGUGGAGCAGCAAAUAGCAGAGUUGGAAUUAUCUUCUUUAUUCCUGAGCUGACAGACUAGGAUUUCUCAUGCCAACAGUUCGCUUGGCUCUCUCAGGAUCCAUAAGAUACUUUCCAUUUUUAAUAGAUAGCCUGAAGGCACCCAGGUGGUGCAGCUUGGUACUGCUUCAGGAAUCCUUUUUGCCUGGGGAAUAUCCUUCUCCUUAUGAGUUUAAUACAGAAAUAGACAUGUGUGGGGAGGCCUGGGAACUAACUCAGAAGUUUUGGUGGGAUCCCAAAGGAAAGGAUACCUGGAAAAGAUUGCAGUUAUUUUUAAAGUAAAGUUUCUAGCACAGGUUUCACAACACGAGGUGAGCCAUCCAGUAGUUUGUCGGCACCAGAAACGGCACGUCUGUUCUUGGCCAGAAGUUCACAACUACUUCUGUGACAGUGGCCGUGGCUCCUGGCCACCGUGUUUAAUUAGUAGAAAACCAACAUGACUGCGAGAUGUGGCACAUCAUCUGCCAACAAAAUGAACUGAGGGCGCUCACGUAGGGAACGAGAAGAGCGAGGGGGGUGGUCAGAGCGGGACUGCCUUGUUUGAGCAGCAGCAGCCAUUGGAUAGCUUUUUUUUUUUUUUUUUCAUAAAACCUCACACUUUGCCCAGCAGUUUUGCGUCAGCGGGUUAAAGUUUGUGUGUGCACAUAGGGGAUGCCUCUAACUUGAGAGGUCUCUGGCCUCCUUUGAUCAAGGGAUUGAUCAGACUUUCUCAUCAUUGUGUAUUAAUGGUUGAGGCUCCCUGUUUUGCCUUAGUUCUUGCAGUUCUCGCAGCUUGUUUAACUCUCAGUAACCAGAUGUGGCUGCCCUCUAAUAGCUGCAUUUCACAGGCUUCAUUAUACUAUAGGGAUUCAGGCACUCGGGGUGUCUCUGGCACUAGUGUAAAAAGCUAAAUAUUUACCUUAUAAAAAGGUACCUUGAGAAAGCAAUGACAGCCAUACAUCAGGAAGUGAUUUUUCUAUCUGAGUGAACCAAAACUUUUUAGGAAAACGGGAGAACUUGUAUUCAUGUGAGUGAACUCUAGGGCUUUUUCAGACACUAGGAUAUAGGAGGAAUAUUAGCAAUUUUAUGGUAAUUGUUUCUCAUUUAUCAUACACUCUUGCAGCAUGCUAUUGAGUCAUACUCGUAAUCACCGCAGCCACUUCAUUUUAAACUCUAACCAGCAAGACUUUACACAAGACUUAGAUUAUCUGUGAAAGUGCAGAAAGUUGGCAAAGUUUUGCUAAGCUUUUUGCUCUUUCCUCCUCCCCUGAAAAAGCUGAGCCUUGCUGUGCACUGUACCAGUCUGUUCAUACACAGGCAGCUGGGUUUGUGUGCAUUGUCUUAAAGAAUGCGACUGAGAAAAUACCUGAAAUACCAUGUUAAUUUUACAGUUGAUUCCUGUAAUGCUAUGGAAAUCGCUAUGUUAUUGUUUUUAAUCCCUGGGUAUUAUCCUAACGAGCCUGGCUGUUAACUAACUGUCCUAAUAAGUAGACUUUGGAAUGAUGAAUACCAGUGUAUGAAGUUAAUACUCGGUGAGGAUGAAUGGAAGCAAUUCACACCUCUGCUGGAGCUCUGUUAUUACAUUUUGGCUGCGGUGCAGAAAGGAUAGCAGCACGGGGUUAGAGAAUGUGUGCUAUCUUUCAUCUGAAAAAGAGUUAGAAAUAGUGCUACUUUCCAGUUGCUGUGAUACAUAACUUAAAACAUGGAGAGAGGGAGAAGGGCAGAAAGAGAAAGAACUUCUAUUUCCAAAUUUAGAAAAAGGUAGGAGCGUUUUCCACAAUGAAAAAGCAAAGUAAGGAUGCUAUUUUUAUCCUUCGCAUCUCCCACAGUCUGCUCUGUUCGUUGUGUCUGUGUAAGGGUUUCACUACAACUGUGCACUUGCGUGAGUUUUUUGAGCAAAGCAGGCCUCCAGCCUGGAACUCUCUGCUCCCUCGCAUGUUGCUAAAUAUAUUUUUUUCUCUCUCUAUUCCUGUAGACAUUUCUUUUCCCCUGAAUUUCCAGAUUUAUUAAUGUCAGUGGUUCGGCUCUAUUACCUGUAGGUAGCGUUUUCCAACCUUCUUUUCCGAGGACUUGACAGGAAUGGAUGAAGGGGCCUGCAGCAUUUCUGAACUCCCUUGGAAAGGUUGCCUUUCCCCGGCUGAACCAGAACAAUGUAGGAGAUGAAAAUUAAUCGGUGGCCUUUGAUUUGUUUUCUCUCAUUCUCCUAUUUCCAUUCCUUGUCCAUUUGAAGGCUGCUCAGAUUUCAGAUGGACUGUGGUAAGCUGGGUGUGGAGAGCGUCUCUUGUAAACGGCAUUGCAGGAACGAGUGCCGCAACACAAAAGCGCUCGAAACCUGCCUUUGUAUUGCAGUAAAUGCUCGUGGUUUAUUCCCAUGUUUCAAAGCAGUUUGUAUCUUAAGAUAAUGAUUUUCAUGACAAUGUUUGUUGAAAAUUCUCUCGUGCCCCAGUAUAGUGAAAAUUGAGACACUAAAACUGUCCUAUCCUCUCUCUGUCCCUUCUCUCACCUUCCCCUUCAUUUUUGCACUAACACCGGUUACAUGGCACUGAGCGGGGAAUGUGCCAUUAGCGGAACAGCCCGAGGGAUCGCUGGCGGGAGAGCAGCCCGGGUGAGCGGCUGUGGAUCAGGGAGAGCACCACUUUAUCCCUGCCCUGCAGGCUCGUGCCCACUGCUGCCCAUCACCAAAGACCAAUGCUAUGCGCAGGCAGACCUUUUUGGUGGGCCCGUCAUGUCUGUUCUUGUAGGAAUUUGUCUUUUUGAAGUAUGGAGACAUCUUAACUUCGCAACAUGGGAAGACUGUGCUGAUUUGGAGUUCUUAAAUGAUACGUGGUGUGUGUAAGAUACUCAAGGUGCCACAUUUCCGACCCGUGCAAUCCUCCUAAUGAGGAUGAAAACACGGCGGUGCAAUGGGAUCUCUCUGACUGAGCUGCUAGGGCAAAUGUUAAAUCCUUGAGCAGCUCUCAUUGUUUGCAUGAGAGAGAAUAUGGGCUUGUACUUGAUACUAUGUGCAGCACAAGAAAUAAUUUUGGUGUGGAUCUGCAAGUCAGUGCUCCAAAGGCAGUAGUCCCUGGAGGCUGCAGGGACGCGGGGGGUGGUCAGCCCACGCUUGCCUGCUCUGAGGCUCCACAGGCACCUCCUUUGGACAGAAGCAGAGCAGGGCUAUGGACCGACGGGGGUAUUUUGCCUGACCCAGUAUGGCCAGUCUCAUUGCAAAUCAAUUCCUAAAAUUAAUUUGGAGGAUUAUUUGUGAACAAUAUGAAAUGCGUCCAUUAGCAUCAGCCGAUGGGCGUUCGGCGUUACAAGCGAUAGGUGAGGUCAGAAGUAUGUCAGUUCUGGAUAGCAGUACCGGCGAUGUCCCCCGUCACCGCGGAGGUGCACCUCUCCUGCAGGCCAGCUCCUGAGCCCUCACUGAGCCAAAGGGAGGGUCGGAAUUUGGAGUCCUGCCGAUCCAGAGGCCGGGGGGGUUCUUCAUGAGGCUUACGCUGGUAUUCCUAUAAAAGAUAGAGAGAGACAGGCAUAUCUGCCAAUGCUCCACUACAGAUACUUGGAGAGUAAUCAAGUUGUUUCCAAACCAACCUACUUAAGGAGAUGAAAAUGAAUAUUCUUAUUUCUAUAGUGGGCACCCUAAUGUGCUCUCUAAUUAAAAACUGACAUUCAGAUCAGUCCAGGAGUUAAAGUAACAUUGAUGGCUGUAGCACUCCUUUCCCAACUAGAUUUAAUUUAACACUUUACCUGAACCUGUUGGUUUACAGCUGACUUUCACGUUGAAAGCAUUAGUUGUAGUUGCUCUGCAUACUGAAAAGCCUUCAGACACAUUUACUGCUACUUCCUAAUGACUGCUGGUGGGAGAGGAUUUUCAGUAUUACAAAAGCGCUGCCCAAUUUUUGCAGUUUGUGGUGGUGGUUUUUGUAUUUGUGUUUCAGUAGUGGUCAUCCAACCGUGCUUCAUGUGGAAUUGGAAUUCUUGAAAAGAAUUAUCUGUAUGGAAAACUUGCCUAGCUCGUGUCAAACCUGUAUGUUGUACAAGUUUCCUAUUUUUGAGUUCUCCCUCCCUCAGAUUCCCUGUGGAACAGCCAGGGCACGUUCCAAAAAAAAAAAAAAACCCAGAAAAUAAAGCACAGUUUUUUGCAUAACUCA